This is a messenger RNA of Penicillium verhagenii, 1125 nucleotides long. RefSeq names its product PQ-loop repeat-containing protein. The transcript has 2 exons. Lineage: Eukaryota; Fungi; Ascomycota; Eurotiomycetes; Eurotiales; Aspergillaceae. Gene Ontology annotation, cellular component: fungal-type vacuole membrane. The record is from RefSeq and is a predicted model, not a curated record. The coding region runs from base 1 to 1125 and encodes 374 amino acids. Gene Ontology annotation, biological process: basic amino acid transmembrane export from vacuole.
AUGUUCCCCCCACAGGUGGGCAAUCUAAACAUUGAGGCCCUCAGCGGCAUCUGUGGUUCGAUCUCCCUUGUCUGUUGGGUAGUGGUUUUUUCUCCACAGAUCAUUGAAAACUUCCGACGUGGUUCCGCAGAUGGCCUCUCGCUGCUUUUCCUCAUUGUUUGGUUGGCUGGUGAUGUCUUCAAUAUCCUGGGAGCCGUCAUGCAGGGUGUCCUGCCAACCAUGAUUAUCUUGGCUGUUUAUUACACAUUGGCAGAUAUCGUUUUGCUGGGACAGUGCUUCUACUACCGUGGAUUUAACAUUAAAGAGGAAUUUUCUUCUUCUCCAACCCCCGAGCCUGCUGCCUCUGGCGCACUAGAUGGCCCUGGUGAGGGUACUGAUUCUGCCCUGGUACCAACUGAACAAUCAGCCCUGCUGCCAAAGCCCAAUGGUCACGUUAGAAUCCAGGAGCCGUCUGUACCUGGCAACGGUGAUCAACAUGGACGGCGUCAUUCCGCGACCUCAUUUCGGGAUAUCUUGCAUUCUGUUGAUGGCACGCAUCUCUCCCCCGCGACGCCUCUCAUUGACGCAAGUAUCACUGCUGCUGCUCUUGCGCGUCGACGCCAACGCCGAAUCUCCACAAUUCAGGCUAUUCUGUUCAAUACCACUGCCAUUGCCCUCGUCUGCACUGCAGGCGUAUUAGGGUGGUACUUUAGCCCGGCUACGAAGAAAUCAAGCUCGGAACCUGAGCCUCUCACUAUGGAUACACUGGGCCAAGUAUUCGGAUACCUAUGCGCUGCUUUGUAUCUCGGCUCUCGUCUUCCUCAAAUUCUUUUGAAUUUCAGACGCAAAUCUACCGAUGGUGUCUCUUUUCUUUUCUUCCUAUUUGCUUGCAUUGGCAAUCUGACCUAUGUGCUAUCUAUCCUGGCAUAUUCUCCCGUUUGUCGGGGCUCCAAUAAUGUGGAUGUUACUUCUCACCACCAUGCUAAGUGUGGGCCGGGAGAGGCUACCGCUAUCUACGGGCGGUAUAUCUUGGUCAACCUGUCGUGGUUGAUUGGCAGCUUUGGAACACUACUAUUGGACGGAGCGAUCUUCGUGCAAUUUUUCUUGUACCGCGAUGCCAAGGACAUUGAUGAAUACGAUCAAUAG